Molecule: messenger RNA, 537 nt
Organism: Rotaria sp. Silwood2
Lineage: Eukaryota; Metazoa; Rotifera; Eurotatoria; Philodinida; Philodinidae
Source: the annotation of a GenBank genome assembly
AUGUCAUUAUUAUCAUUCGUAUUUAUUUGGUUAGAUAAACGUAUUGGAAAUUUACCUGGUGAAAAUCAAAAAUUAAAAGAAAAAUUUCGAAAACUUCUUUCACCAAUACGACAAUUUGAUAAACCAGCAUCAUGUUUGGAUUCUAUUGAACUAUCAUUUAAAGAUCGAUGUGUUCUUUUUUUAACAUCAAAUCAUUUUGCUGAUGAAGAAUUUCUUAAAAAACUAGCUUCAUUAUCAAAUGUUUAUCGUAUUUAUAUAUAUAAUCAAGAAGGAAAUUAUUAUCAAUUUGUUGAUAAAAAUCUUGCCAAGAAAAUGGGUUUAGAAAGAAUUAUACAAUUUGAUGAACAACUUUAUAAACAAAUUAUUUUCGAUUUAAUUAAAAUAUAUUCAAAGGAAUCUGAUCAAUCAGGACAAUCAAAACAAGCUAAACAAUUACUCGAAUCUGCCGUUAAAUUACUCGAUACUAUCGAGGAUAAAGAUGAAGAUUUACAAGAAAUAGAAACAUAUUUAAUAUCUCGAAUACAUAAUAUUAAAUAA